GGAGAAGGCGACCCAGCCGUCCUCGAUGUUCAAGUCUCUGUCUCCCAGCCCAGCGUGCCACCCAUAGCGGCCAAAAAUGCAUUUGCCCGCGUCAAUGAUCGUCUCACCUCGUUGAAAUUCUUUGAGACACGGGGACUCGAGCGUGUUCCCCUAGAGGAACGCCAUCAAGUCACAUCGGCCCACUACCUGCAAAUGACGCUGCUCUGGUUCAGUACGAAUAUCACCGCAAACAACAUGGCGAUCGGGAUGCUGGGCCCUUCGAGCUACUCGCUGGCGUUUGUCGACUCCUCCCUCUGCGCAACAUUCGGGGCCCUACUGGGAGCGGCUGUCGUUGCAUACAUGAGCACGUUUGGACCCUUGAGUGGAAAUCGGACGAUGGUCAUUGCCCGGUAUUUUAUGGGAUACUAUCCGAGCAGGAUUGCAUGCCUCCUGAACAUCAUCAUAAUGUUGGGCUAUGGCAUGGUGGACUGUGUAAUGACCGUCAUCGUGGGUAUCAUCAUUGUCGCUGUCGUCACAUGGCUGGUGGUUCUGUUUGGCAUGGAGCUGUUUCACAUCUAUGAGAGCCUGGCCCUCAACUUUGCUAAUCUUGUCGGUGUUGGACUUGCUUCAGGCGCCUUCGCUCACCCCCAAUGGGCCACCGCGGAGAGCACAUCGGCUGGUGCUCUGGUCAUGGCGGGCUAUGAUGGACUUGGCGGCUUCGGAAAGUUCUUGGGUGUUCUGGUCUCACUGGGAAUGAUUACCAAUAAUGCCGCGGGCACAUAG
Messenger RNA from Penicillium argentinense, 762 nucleotides. RefSeq lists its product as uncharacterized. The transcript is spliced from 4 exons. The annotation marks the transcript as partial. The record is from RefSeq and is a predicted model, not a curated record. Gene Ontology annotation, cellular component: plasma membrane; fungal-type vacuole membrane. NCBI's taxonomy places the organism in Eukaryota, Fungi, Ascomycota, Eurotiomycetes, Eurotiales, Aspergillaceae. Gene Ontology annotation, molecular function: transmembrane transporter activity. Gene Ontology annotation, biological process: transmembrane transport.